AUAACCCCUGGAUAUAAAUACCAGAUGUUGAUAAAGGAAACAGGAUCUGCUUAGUGAAAGAAGUGACAUGCAAUGGAUCCCAAAUAUCAGCGUGUGGAGCUAAAUGAUGGUCACUUCAUGCCCGUAUUGGGAUUUGGCUCCUAUGCACCUCCAGAGGUUCCGAGGAGCAGAGUUGUGGAGGUCACCAAAUUAGCAAUAGAAGCUGGCUUCCGCCAUAUUGAUUCUGCUUAUUUAUACAACAAUGAGGAGCAAGUUGGACUGGCCAUCCGAAGCAAGAUUGCAGAUGGCAGUGUGAAGAGAGAAGACAUAUUCUACACUUCAAAGCUUUGGUGCACUUUCUUUCGACCACAGUUGGUCCAACCAGCCCUGGAAAGCUCACUGAAAACACUUCAACUGGACUAUGUGGACCUCUAUAUUAUUCAUUUCCCAAUGGCUCUCAAGGUAAGGAAUCUUGAGAUCAACUUCUUUCUCUUCUGUUGUCAGCAUGACCAUCCUUUAUGA
Messenger RNA from Piliocolobus tephrosceles (Ugandan red Colobus), 501 nucleotides. Its product is annotated as aldo-keto reductase family 1 member C4-like. Lineage: Eukaryota; Metazoa; Chordata; Mammalia; Primates; Cercopithecidae. Gene Ontology annotation, molecular function: oxidoreductase activity. The transcript is spliced from 3 exons. The coding region runs from base 73 to 501 and encodes 142 amino acids. The record is from RefSeq and is a predicted model, not a curated record.